AUGGAGGGGAGCGUAGAAACACAACAUGCCUAUAAAAAUGAUGGAAUAGUAGGGAGCGCUUCUUUUACUCACACUGUGACAGAAGGUCAAAGAAUGGUUAAUUCAUCAGGAUAUGCGUAUGAAGUAUUCUUGAGCUUCAGAGGAGAGGAUACUCGAACAGGUUUUACCAGCUUCCUUUACACCAGUAUGAUAGAUGCGGGAAUCCGCGUUUAUAAGGAUGACAAAGAGCUUUGUGAGGGGGAAGAAUUUGGCCCGGAACUUCUCCAAGCAAUAAAUCAAUCGGAGAUCUCAAUACCUAUAUUUUCAAAAGGUUAUGCUUCUAGCGUAUGGUGUCUCAAGGAGCUUGUCCAGAUGGUUGAGUGCCAAAAAACUAGGGGACAGAAGAUUAUGCCCAUUUUUUAUGAUGUGACACCUUCAGAGGUUCGACACCAAACUAGGGGUUAUGGAGAAGCCUUUCUUUCACAUGAAAAUAAGAAUCGAUAUGACAAAGAGACUAUGCAUCAGUGGAAGGCUGCUCUGAGUGCAGUUGGGACAAUAAACGGGUGGGAUUUGCACAACAAGACCAACAGGGAAGAAGGUGAGAUCGCAAAAACAGUUACCCAUAAGGUUUUCAAUGAGUUGAAGAAGGCUUAUUUGGUGGUAUCGAACAACUUGGUUAGUGUGGACCACCAUGUGGAUAAAAUCAUGGAAAAGAUAGGUGCUCACACAAGUGAAACGCGGAUUGUGGGAAUUCAUGGGAUGGGUGGCGUUGGAAAGACAACGAUUGCAAAAUUAAUCUAUAAUGAGCUUUCCAACAAGUACAACAAUUGUUGCUUCCUUUCCAACAUCCGUGAAACGUCAAAGCUCAAGGGCAUUUAUUACUUGCAACAACAGCUCAUCUCUAACAUCCUUAAGAUGAAAUGGACGGAUAUAAAAAACAUCGAUGAAGGGAUUGAGAUCAUUAAAAAAAGGUUGUCUAAUAAAAAAGUCCUGCUUCUUCUCGAUGAUGUGGGAGAAAAGGAUCAUAUGGAUGCACUUGUAGGUAAGCAUGAUUGGUUUGGUAAAGGGAGCAAAGUUAUUAUUACUACAAGAAGGAAAGAUGUUAUCCACAUCCCAGAAGUGGACUAG
Molecule: messenger RNA, 1107 nt
Organism: Eucalyptus grandis
Lineage: Eukaryota; Viridiplantae; Streptophyta; Magnoliopsida; Myrtales; Myrtaceae
Product: disease resistance protein RPV1-like
Exons: 2
Coding region: 1-1107 (368 amino acids)
Biological process (GO): defense response; signal transduction
Molecular function (GO): ADP binding
Source: RefSeq, a predicted model, not a curated record